UUCUUCUCUCUCUCUCUCUCUCUCUCUCUCUCUCAUGGCAUCCGAUUCGCUCCUACCGCUUUUGUUUUUCAUCUCCUUCCUCUUCCUCUGUAGUUUUCCACCAAAGGUUCCUGCAGUUUCCACCGAUCAAUCGGCCAGGACCUUCAUCUUUCGAGUUGAUUCUCACUCCAAACCCUCAAUUUUCCCGACUCACUACCACUGGUAUGCAUCCGAGUUCGCCGAUGCACCCCGCAUCCUCCACGUCUACGAUACCGUCUUCCAUGGCUUCUCCGCCACUCUCACCCCAGACGAAGCGAACUCCCUCGGACAACACCCUUCCGUCCUCGCCGUCUUCGAGGAUCGCCGUCGCCAGCUACACACUACUCGCUCUCCUCAGUUCCUCGGCCUCCGAAACCAGCGCGGACUCUGGUCCAACUCCGAUUAUGGUUCCGACGUCAUUGUCGGGAUCUUCGAUACCGGAAUCUGGCCUGAACGGCGCAGUUUCUCGGACAAAAAUCUGGGUCCAGUUCCGGUUCGGUGGAAAGGGGCUUGCGAGAUUGGAGAGAAAUUCCUGGCCAGAAGUUGCAACCGCAAGCUGAUCGGUGCCAGGUUUUUCGUUAAAGGUCACGAGGCUGCAGGUGCGGGCUCCGGUGGCGUACCGCCAAUAACCAUGGUCAACGAUACGGUGGAGUACCGAUCACCAAGAGACGCCGAUGGACACGGGACUCAUACAGCGUCCACAGCCGCCGGAAGAUACGCUUUCCAAGCUAGCAUGGCAGGGUACGCCUCUGGAAUCGCGAAGGGUGUAGCUCCAAAAGCUAGAUUAGCAGUGUACAAAGUUUGCUGGAAGAAUUCGGGCUGCUUCGACUCCGAUAUAUUAGCCGCUUUUGAUAAGGCCGUUGCUGAUGGUGUGGAUGUCAUCUCAAUCUCCAUCGGAGGAGGCGAUGGUAUCUCUUCGCCGUAUUACCUCGACCCGAUUGCAAUUGGAGCAUACGGCGCAGUUUCCAGAGGGGUCUUCGUGUCUUCCUCUGCGGGAAACGACGGACCUAACGUAAUGUCGGUGACAAACAUCGCACCGUGGCUCAUGACGGUCGGUGCGGGCACGAUAGAUCGGAAUUUUCCGGCCAUCGUGACUCUUGGAAAUAUGCGGAAGCUCUAUGGCGUGUCUCUCUACGCCGGAGCGCAGCUGAACGGCACAAUGUAUCCUCUGGUUUAUCCUGGUAAAUCGGGGGUUUUCUCUGCCUCGCUGUGCAUGGAGAAUUCCCUGGACCCCAAUCUCGUGCGGGGAAAGAUCGUGAUCUGCGAUAGAGGAAACAGUCCGAGAGUAGCCAAAGGUCUGGUAGUGAAGAAGGCUGGCGGUGUGGGAAUGAUUCUCGCGAAUGGGGUUUACAAUGGCGAAGGACUGGUAGGCGAUGCUCAUCUUCUUCCCGCUUGCGCAAUUGGUGCGGACGAAGGAGAAUUGGUCAAGAAAUACAUCACAUCCACUGCAAAUCCCACGGCAACGAUCGAUUUCCAGGGCACUCUGCUUGGGAUCAAACCGGCACCUGUCGUAGCUUCGUUCUCGGGGCGAGGGCCGAACGGCCUAAACCCGGAGAUUCUAAAGCCGGAUUUGAUUGCGCCUGGGGUGAACAUCUUGGCCGCUUGGACCGACGCGGUUGGUCCGACUGGGUUGGACACCGAUACGCGAAAAACAGAGUUCAAUAUCUUAUCGGGGACUUCAAUGGCUGCUCCUCAUGUGAGUGGCGCAGCGGCUUUGCUGAAAUCAGCGCACCAUGAUUGGAGCCCCGCCGCGAUAAGGUCUGCAAUGAUGACCACCGCUAGUAUAAUCGAUAACCGGAACCAGCCCAUGCUUGACGAGUCCAGUGGAAAACCCUCCACGCCGUACGACUUCGGUACCGGACAUCUGAAUCUUGACCGAGCAAUAGAUCCAGGGUUGGUUUACGAUAUCACCAACGAUGAUUACGUGAAAUUCCUCUGCUCUAUCGGUUACGGACCAAAAAUCAUUCAGGUUAUCACGAGAUCUCCGGCAAGUUGCCCGGCUAAAAAACCGGUCCCAGAAAACUUGAACUACCCGUCGAUGGCGGCAUUGUUCCCGAGUUCAUCAUCGGUGGGGCCGUCGAGCAAGACCUUCUUCAGGACCGUGACGAAUGUGGGCCCCGCAAACGCUGUUUACGUGGCAAGAGUUGAGGCACCGAAGGGUGUGACGGUAACGGUGAAACCGUCGAAGCUGGCGUUCACGACGGCCGUGAGGAAACAGAGUUUCGUGGUGACGGUAACAGCGGACACCAGGAAUCUUGUACUGGACGACUCGGGAGCAGUGUUUGGGUCGCUUUCUUGGUCUGACGGAAAUCACGUGGUUCGGAGCCCCAUUGUGGUAACCCAGUUAAAUCUUUUGUGAGCCUUAAGAUUUGAUCAUGUCGUUUUGAUCACGAAUAAAAAAAAAAACAAAAACAAAAACAAAAACAAAUGGUAGGUGCAGCCUUCCGUAAUAGAACUUGCAACGUAAAUUAGAGGUUUUACUGUUUUUGUGUGCUUGUCUUUUUGUUUUUUGAUCCCUCGUUUGGCAGGGUAGGACUAGUUUUAACUUUUGAGGGUGGUGUAGCAUAUGUAUCUUUUUUCUUUGCCUUUUUGCAACAGAUUUGAUGUUGUAUUUAUAGACUUUGAGGCAUCUAUAUAAAUACUCAAAUGUCAUGAACUUAUCCAUAA
Juglans microcarpa x Juglans regia is the source of this 2685-nucleotide messenger RNA. RefSeq names its product subtilisin-like protease SBT1.6. The transcript is spliced from 2 exons. The record is from RefSeq and is a predicted model, not a curated record. Bases 35 to 2377 code for a protein of 780 amino acids. Lineage: Eukaryota; Viridiplantae; Streptophyta; Magnoliopsida; Fagales; Juglandaceae. Gene Ontology annotation, biological process: proteolysis. Gene Ontology annotation, molecular function: serine-type endopeptidase activity.